AUGUAUUCUCAAACCGCACCUCUCUUAAUAUUAGCUCUAUUCUUCGUUACGGUCUUUACGGCCCCUCUUAACAUCAAUAUGGGCAACUAUUCACCAGCAAUGGUGGUCGGUGAUGGAGCGAUCGCAUUCCAUGAUACAGACGGGGCAGCAAAUCUAAUGGCCUCGCUCCAAGGUGCUGAUGUCGAGGACGAUGAUAAUGCCGGUGCGCCACAAUUCCAGCCCGUACAAGCAGGAGUUGAAGGAAUUGGUCGCAAGGCGAUUCUCUCAUCUGUAAGUUUUGACUUAGAUUUCCUCUUUUGGCAAAAACGAGUUACUAACCUACGUAUAGUCAUAAAAUGCAGCCAGCAGCAACUUGUCCAAGCGACGUCGAAAUGA
Molecule: messenger RNA, 375 nt
Organism: Blumeria graminis f. sp. triticale
Lineage: Eukaryota; Fungi; Ascomycota; Leotiomycetes; Helotiales; Erysiphaceae
Source: the annotation of a GenBank genome assembly